AUGGGAGUGUUUUACGAAAUGUGUGAUUCGGUGAAAAACAACAAACUGGCACUGCCAACACCAGGAAGUAUUAUUCGAACAGCACGAUGCGCCUCGUCCUCGAAAGAUUCAUCAAAAAACGACGUGGAAGUUGGAUCGGCGAAAUUUUACGCAUUAUGUGCUCUCGGCGGAUCCCUUUCUUGCGGCAUAACUCAUUUUUCGAUCACCCCACUCGACAUUGUGAAGUGCAGAAUUCAGGUCGAUAAAGAAAAAUAUGGAAAUAUGGUUCAAGGUUUCCGUGUAACGGUUGCUGAAGAAGGAAUGAAGGGAUUGACUCGUGGCUGGGCGCCGACGUUCAUUGGCUAUUCGCUGCAAGGACUCGGAAAAUUUGGAUUCUAUGAGGUCUUCAAGAACCUCUACAGCGGAAUGCUUAGCGAGGAGAACGCCUACAUAUACCGUACAUCCGUCUAUCUCGCUGCUUCUGCUUCUGCUGAAUUCUUUGCGGACAUUUUCCUCUCCCCCAUGGAAGCCGUAAAAGUUCGAAUUCAAACUUCUCCAACUGCGCCUCCAACUCUUCGCGGUUGUGCUCCGAUGAUUUAUAAGACUGAAGGACUCUUCGGAUUCUUCAAGGGACUUCCACCUCUUUGGACGCGCCAAAUUCCGUAUACUAUGAUGAAAUUCACAUGUUUUGAGAGAACUGUGGAAUUGCUUUACCAAUACGUUGUGCCGAAACCUCGCAGCCAAUGUAGCAAAGGCGAGCAGCUUUUAGUGACAUUCGUGGCCGGAUACAUUGCUGGCGUUUUCUGUGCAGUCGUCUCUCAUCCACCAGAUACCCUGGUUUCCAAACUCAAUCAAGAUUCUGGAGCUAGCAUUGUGAGUCUCACCAAGAAACUUGGAUGGAAAGGUCUGUGGGGAGGACUGGGUCCUCGAAUCAUUAUGGUCGGAACAUUGACUGCGCUCCAAUGGUUCAUCUACGAUUCGUUCAAGGUUGCAAUGAAUUUGCCACGUCCUCCUCCACCCCAAAUGCCGGAAUCAUUGAAGCGAAAGUUGGAAUCGACUAAAAGUGCAUGA
Molecule: messenger RNA, 1050 nt
Organism: Caenorhabditis bovis
Lineage: Eukaryota; Metazoa; Nematoda; Chromadorea; Rhabditida; Rhabditidae
Source: the annotation of a GenBank genome assembly